Molecule: messenger RNA, 774 nt
Organism: Cryphonectria parasitica EP155
Lineage: Eukaryota; Fungi; Ascomycota; Sordariomycetes; Diaporthales; Cryphonectriaceae
Product: GINS complex, PSF2 component
Exons: 2
Coding region: 1-774 (257 amino acids)
Biological process (GO): double-strand break repair via break-induced replication; DNA replication
Cellular component (GO): GINS complex; nucleus
Source: RefSeq, a predicted model, not a curated record
AUGGCCCACCCACUUCCACCGGGCCUCACACCCUCCGAGGUGUCGUUUCUAUGCGAGAUGGAAAUGGUGACAGUCGUGCCAAGAGGGCGUCUCGACAGUAUAGACCUUCUCAGUGGCACGACCCCGCCUCUCAAACCACCCCACCGCGCAGAGCUUCCCCUCUGGCUCGCCCUCCUCCUCAAAAAACAGCGCCGCGCCAACAUCCUGCCCCCAGCCUGGCUACUCCCAUCCUCCCUCGCCGAGAUCAUCCGUCAGGAGACCCGUGAGGACCCCCAGGCCUUCAGCAAACCCCCACCGCCGCCCGCCCGCGCCGACGGCCAAAGCGGCCUCGCGCACCGCAUCAACACAGCCCCGCUUGGCGACAACGACGACGUGGUCCUCUCUCCGCCGUUCCUGCAAGGGUGUGUGGCCGGAGCACCGUCGGGCUACCUGCCAUACCACUGGCUCGAGAUGGCCGAGGUGCUUCUCGCGCAUGCGGCCGACGACAUGCCGGCGCCGGCGGGCGUGGUCAGGGGUCUACUGCGGGACCUAGUGGAGGCGCGCGCCGCCAAGAUGCGGGCGAGCACCACGCAGCUGGAGGCGUUUGGGGGCGGCGUGAUCAACCUGCGGGGCGUAGGCGCCAUGGAGCUGGCGGAGAACAGGGGGUUCGUGCUGGGCGUGGUGGACGGCGUGCGCAAGCUUGGGGCCAGCGCCGAGGCGACGCGCAGGGAGGAAGAGGAGGAAGGUGGUGGGGUGGGCGAGGAUGAGGAGAGCGAUGAGGAUAUGGGGAUAUGA